This is a messenger RNA of Harmonia axyridis, 2193 nucleotides long. RefSeq lists its product as uncharacterized. The record is from RefSeq and is a predicted model, not a curated record. Gene Ontology annotation, molecular function: zinc ion binding. Bases 248 to 1906 code for a protein of 552 amino acids. Lineage: Eukaryota; Metazoa; Arthropoda; Insecta; Coleoptera; Coccinellidae. The transcript is spliced from 5 exons.
UGUAAGCGUAAAGUUGGUUACUCUGUGGUUUUGGUUAAUUUUCAUUAAUCUAAAAAAAUGAUUCAAUAAAAUGUACUAUGUGAUAUUUUCUAUUCAAAAUAUUGAAUAAAUGAUGGGCGAAUGGAAUUGUUAGUAAGGGUAACCCAAUAUUUAUUGAAAAAAAUACCUAAUUGAAUUAUAUUCUUCUCAUCCAAUAUAACCAAGAUUUUCGAAUAAAUUCCAAAGUAGUUAAUAAAAUAAAUGAGAAAUGGAGCACGAUACUUACUGCCAUGAAUGUAAAAGAGAAUAUAGCGGAGUAAGCAAUUUAAGAAGACAUAUAAAGAAAUUCCACCCAGAAAUUCCUCCACCUUAUCAAGAGAAGAAGGAUUACCCUUUUACUUGUGAAGAAUGUGGUAAAAACUUCAGUUAUAUGAGAAACUUUAAAAGUCAUAGAAAAUCACAUUUACCUCCUGAUCAAGUAGUUGAAUAUAAUAAAGCUAAAAUUAAAAAACGGUGUCCUAUUUGUGAAUACUCGGAUUGGGAUAGAAGAGGACUAUUCCAUCAUUUUCGAGAAGAACAUGAAAUAGUUAUACUUCCUGAGCAUAAAGACUUUGCAGAUUUCGAUUCUUUUCUUGAAUGGAAGAAAUUGUAUGAAAAUGAAAACAAGAGUCUCUUUAUCAAAAGGCAUGAAGCAAGUACAGCAAAAUAUGAAAGUACAAUGAUUUAUAGAUGUCAUAGAUCUGGAUAUUAUCAACCUAGAGGAAAGAACAUAAGACGAUUGAAAACUCAAGGAAGCUGUAAAAUAGAUGGCUAUUGCCCUGCUACUAUAAAGGCGAUGAAACAUAAAAAUGGAUCUGUGAAAGUUAUGUUGUUUGCCACUCAUGUGGGACAUAAUGAGGAUCUCCCACCACUCACAGUAUCUAAACAAGAAAAACGUGAAAUCAAAGCGAAUGGUAAACUUAAAAGUAUCAGAUUACGUCAUAAAACUAGCUUGACCCUACAGAAGGAUUUGAUUGUUAAAACUAAUCAAGGUUGGCUGUUUCCAUCUUGUAAAAGUGGAGAGGUAUAUUGUAUAACAGCAAAAGAUUUAGAAUGUCAGUGUGAAAUUAACUGUUCUGAAUGUAAAGUCUGCAUUCAUAGGUACUCAUGUACUUGUUCCGAUUCUACAAAAAAAGGUAACAUGUGCAAGCAUGUCCAUUUGUUAUGCCAGCCUCAUAAAACGGAAGAAGAAAUGUUGCAGCAAGAGCAGUUGCAGCAGGAGGAACUCCAAGAACUAAAGAGUGAUCAGAUAACUGAACAUUAUGAACAAUUACAACAUGAACAACUUCAACAUGAGCAGCUUCAGAAUGAGCAGUUGCAACAUGAACAAUUACAACAUGAUCAACUACAUACUGAAGAUCUUCAACAUGACCAAUUACAGCAUGAGCAUCUUCAACAUGAACAGCUUCAGCAUGAGCAUCUUCAACAUGAACAUCUCCAGCAUGAUCAACUGCACCAUGAGACACUACAGGCUCAACAUCAUUCGGGACAUUCAGAUGAUGAGCUCAUAAUUUAUGAAGGUCUUCAUCCCGAUGAUGAUACUGAUAUGCAAGAUUUAGCAGAUCAUCAUCAACAUAUUCAAAAUAUGCUGGAAGAUCGUAAGCAGUCGAUUCUAAAUAAAUUGAACGAUGUUCUGCAACGUUGCAACAACGAAAACCUCCUCCGUGAGAUCGAGAUGUAUGUUAUUCAGUUAGAUGCUAGAGUGGAAUGCGGAGUUUUGGCAGUUCCACCACUUGUGCCCCUUCCUAAUACACCUGUAGCAGUGGCUGUUGCUACACCUUUAUUGGAAAUUUCCUCUCCUAAAAGACAAAAGGCGGUGUUGACGGAGUUGAAACAAUCAAAACCUAUCAUCAGGUUUCAAGCAAACGAUUUGUUCAGACAUUUAUAGUUCAGGGUUAUUCCAGAGGAGGUAGUGAUUACUUCUGAACUGGAAAAUUGUACAGAGUGAUUUUGAAUCUUAUCUACCAAGAUGCAAUUGUAGCAGUAAAACUUUCAUGCAUUCUACGAUUGGUGUAAUAAAGAAAUUUGGUGUAAUUGUGUACUGUUCUUAUACAAAUUUUAAAAUGUUAUUGAAUGUUCAGCUUGGGCAAAACGCCAUCACAUAUUGUAAUUAUAUUAAAUUAUUUUAGAAUAAUUAAAUAAUAUCAAAUAUAUUUUCCUAUUGUAUUGCAUUUA